Cricetulus griseus (Chinese hamster) is the source of this 313-nucleotide messenger RNA. The record is from RefSeq and is a predicted model, not a curated record. Lineage: Eukaryota; Metazoa; Chordata; Mammalia; Rodentia; Cricetidae.
AGUGGUGCAGGAAAUAACUGGGCAAAAGGCCACUACACAGAGGGCGCUGAGCUGGUGGACUCCGUCCUGGAUGUAGUGAGGAAGGAGUCUGAAAGCUGUGACUGUCUCCAGGGCUUCCAGCUGACCCACUCCCUGGGGGGAGGCACUGGCUCAGGCAUGGGGACCCUGCUCAUCAGCAAGAUCCGAGAGGAGUACCCAGACCGCAUCAUGAACACCUUCAGUGUCAUGCCCUCGCCCAAGGUCUCUGACACUGUGGUCGAGCCCUAUAAUGCCACCCUCUCCGUGCACCAGCUGGUGGAGAACACAGAUGAAA